GCUUCUUGGCAAGGCACACCUGGUGGCUGCAUCUGCAGACGAGCAUCGAUCGAUCAGUAGCCAGAGGGCGUAGCCAUCCAACCAUCAGCUGAUCAGCCUCUGAUCUUUCUGUGCCCGCCGCAGAUCCUUUAUCCUCUUCCUCAGGCAGCACGCAAAUCAGUCGAAUGCGAUGAAGCAAAAGAUCGUGAUCAGGGUGAGCCAGCUGGCGAGCGAGAAGACCCGAUCCAAGGCCAUGGCGCUGGUCGCCAAAGCAGACGGGGUGAGCUCGAUGGGGGUUACCGGCGACGGCAAGGACCAGCUGGAGGUGGUCGGCGACGGCGUCGACACGGUCUGCCUCGUCCUGUGCCUGCGCAAGAAGAUCGGCCACGCCGAGAUCCUCAAAGUGGAGGAGGUGAAGCCGGCCGAGAAGAAACCGGAGGAGAAGAAGCCCGACGAGAAGAAGCCGGAGCCGCUGCCGUACUGGUGGUACCACAAUUACUACCACUGCCACCCGCAGCCACCGUGCUGGUGACCGGACGUUCAUGGAGGUGGCCGUUAGUUUUGGGGAAUUGGAAUUCAGCUCAUGCUCGCUCUAUAUUUGUGUUCGGGCUGUUUUAUAUUUGAGUGAAACAAAAAAAAAAGAGGCAAAAAAGCUGUUACGGUGUUACCCAUAUUCUAUCUGUUUUCAGUUUCCACCCCCUGUCCA
Messenger RNA from Setaria italica (foxtail millet), 685 nucleotides. Its product is annotated as heavy metal-associated isoprenylated plant protein 16. NCBI's taxonomy places the organism in Eukaryota, Viridiplantae, Streptophyta, Magnoliopsida, Poales, Poaceae. The record is from RefSeq and is a predicted model, not a curated record. The transcript has 3 exons. Bases 170 to 511 code for a protein of 113 amino acids.